Messenger RNA from Fibroporia radiculosa, 615 nucleotides. RefSeq lists its product as uncharacterized. The record is from RefSeq and is a predicted model, not a curated record. The transcript has 4 exons. Bases 1 to 615 code for a protein of 204 amino acids. Lineage: Eukaryota; Fungi; Basidiomycota; Agaricomycetes; Polyporales; Fibroporiaceae. Gene Ontology annotation, molecular function: GTP binding; GTPase activity. Gene Ontology annotation, biological process: small GTPase-mediated signal transduction.
AUGUCUGAGCAACCGUCGUUACCUCCACGAAGACCAGAUAUUAAGCGGAAACUAGUCGUUGUUGGCGAUGGUGGCUGUGGCAAGACAUGCCUACUCAUCGUCUAUGCUGAGAACCGCUUCCCGGAGGCGUAUAUCCCGACCGUGUUUGAGAACUAUGUGACUCUGGUUUCAUUCGACGGUAAGCUGGUUGAGCUUGCGCUCUGGGACACCGCAGGACAAGAGGAAUACGAUCGGCUGCGACCACUUAGUUAUCCUGAGAGCGACGUCAUCCUCAUCGUCUUCUCCGUCGACUUUCCUGUUAGUCUUAUGAAUGUUCAGGACAAGUGGUACCCAGAGGUUGCACAUUUCUGUGAGGGUGUCCCAAUCAUCCUCGUUGGCACGAAGACGGACCUACGGAGGGAUGAGCAGACGAAGCGGAUGCUGAGUGCACAGGGCUUGACACCCGUCGCAUCUGACCAGGGAAUGAGCGUCGCGCGCGAGAUAGGCGCGAAGUACAUCGAGUGUUCGGCAAAGUUGGGGACGGGUGUGAAGGAGGUUUUCACGCUCGCGCUCAAAGAGAGCAUGCGUAACAAGUGGGGCAAGAUGGUCAAGGUCCGGCGGUGCGUCGUCAUAUAG